UACCUUUCUGUCAUGUGUCCGAUUGACACGACACUUUCGGGUUUUUACAGCCUUAACAACCGAUUUAAAUUUCAACAAGUCUGACACAGAAAAUUCCCUCGACAAAAUCCAUGAUCUAAAUUCAGACACUCUUGGCUAUUCAUUCAGCUGAUUCCUCUCUACACAAAAUCGCAGAAAAUCAACUAAAAAUCGUAUUUUUCGUUUCAAUUGUUGCCAAACGUUGUCGGAAUGUAUUCGCUGUUGCCGUUGAUUGCCCGAAGACAAAAGCCGCGAUUGCGGGGCAGUAUUCAAUGGUGGGUGCAGUCGAGUCAGACUUUCUUCAAAAUGAGCUUCAAGUCGCCCCAGCCGAAGGCCACCAAGGGCACGAUCAAGGAGCUGUCCAAGAAGCAGCCUCAGGUCCAGUCGCAGCCCCAGUCGCAUGCCUCUCAGUCGCAUUCCCCGGUAUCACAGCCGCCAUCCUCAUCCCCACAGACCGCGCCACAGAAGGUGAUGCCUCAAAAGGUUAUGGCACAGAAAGUGAUGCCACAGAAGGUGAUGUCUCAUAAAGUUAUGCCACAGAAGGUUAUGCCGCAGCAGGUUAAGCCACAGCAGAUCACGCCACAACAGGUCAAGCCACAGCAAGUUAUGCCACAGCAGAAUAUACCACAGCAGGCCAAGCCCCAGCAGAUCACGCCACAACAGGUCAAGCCACAGCAGAUCACGCCGCAGCAACCCAUGCCACAGAAAACCAUGCCACAGCAGACCAUGCCACAGCAAGCCGUGCCACAGGCACUUGAUCAGCCGGCAAAUCCAGCGCCAGAGACCAAGAAGAACCUCAUGGGCACCAUCAACUCGGGUGUAGGGACCAAAAUCCAACACCCAUCCACCAUAACACCCACUCCAAAGCCAACAAUACCCAACAUCGCCGAUCAGCGGGCCAAGUGGAUGGCGAAAGUCUCACCAGAAAUGCAGAAGAAGGCCAAGCUGGCGGCCGCCAAGGGCAGUGCCCCGGCGAGUCCUGCGAAAAUGACAAAUCAAAACCAUCCGAAUACCGGUUUUGGUCAAAAUUUUGGCGGGAUGCCCCGGAAUCAGAACCCCUGGCAGUCACAAAACCAGGCCAAUAACCAGCCCCUGAUAAAGGCAGAGCCGGACGAGUCUUUCAAGGGUGCCUCCUCGGAGGCGCAGCGCAAGUCGUGGAUGAGCCGGAUGCAGGGAUCGCAGCAGAAGAAGCAGGCCCAGUGGCUGAAGGAUAUGCAGGCCAAGCAGCAGGCUGGCAAGGAGAUGCAUGCCCAGAAAAUGCAACAAAUGCAACAAAAUAAGCCAAACGAGACACCAUCGGCAGCUCCGACAAGCAACCAAAACGUAGCAGUGAGUACUGUGCCAGAACCGGAACCGGAAGAGAAGAGUCCCGAGCACCUGGCCUAUUUGGAUGCCAUCAAGCAGUUGAAUAGCUAUCAGGUCCUGGAACCGGCUGCAGGACGUGCCACCUCCAAGGGCAUUAAAACGGAAUCGGAUCCGAUAAUAGAACAGACACUGGAGUGCCUGGAGAAGACGGGCCUGAGGAGGGAGCAACUGAAAACCAUACCCGUGAUCCAAAUAGCCGGCUCCAAGGGCCGGGGCUCAACCUGUGGCAUCGUGGAGAGUAUCCUGCGAUGCCAUGGCGUCAAAACGGGAGUCCUUUGCUCCCCCCACAUGUUCCUAACCAGUGAACGGAUCCGAAUAGACGGCGAGCCCUUGGAGGAGAUCAAGUUUACGGAGUUGUUUUGGAAAAUCAACAACGAAUUGGCGAAUACGAAACCGACAGCCUCUUACAACAAACUAAUGACUGUAAUGGCCUUUCAUGCCUUCCAUCAGGCCCACGUGGAUGUGAUCAUUGUGGAGGUGGGACAGCUGGGCGCCGGCGACGCCACCAAUAUCGCCUACCAUGCCGAGACAAUCGGCAUUACUUCUCUGGGAUGGGAGCAGAGCUCGAAUCUGAGCAAUUCCCUGCGGGACAUUGCCUGGGCCAAGGCGUCCAUCAUGAAGCCCCAUGCCAGCAUCUAUACCAGCGUCACUCAGGCGGAAUGCUCGGAGGUCCUGGCCCAAAAGGCCAACCAGCUGGGGGUGCAGCUCCAUCGGGUGCCCGCCUUCACCGACUACAUGGAGGGCAAUCUGAGCAACAAGCAUCUGAUGAACAAAGCCAACUAUUCGAUGCGUUUGAACGGAUCACUGGGCAUCCAACUGGCCUACGAUUACCUGCGACGCUACAAGCCGGAAUAUGUUGUGGGCCUGGAGCACAAUGCCACCUCCCUGACACCUGGCACCACUCGGGGCAUCGAGUUAUACGAACAGCCUGGUCAGUUCGAUUUCAUCAAGCAUGAUAUGUUUAAUGUCUAUCUGGACAGUGCCGACACCUUCGAGUCCAUGAUGGCCUGCCGCGAUUGGUUCUACACCAGGACACGUUCCAACCGCCAGCCGAAGAUUCUGCUCUUCAACAAGAUCAACGAGUUCAAUGCCAAGGACCUCCUCACCAUCAUCCGGUGCAAUCUGCGCUUCGAGGAGGCCUGCUUUGUGCCCAGUCCGAACUUUUUCGAGGGCGAAAUCAUAGCCGAGGAGGAGGGCAACCCGAUGGUCUGGCACGGAAUGGAGGAACUGCAGCGGGCCAAAAGAAAUGCCGGAAAUUGGCGCGCCUUGUGCGAGGAAAAUGGUAAAAAGGACAACUCCCAGCUAUCGAUUUCGAUCAAUGCCUUCUUCGAGUAUCUGCAGAACAAGUACGGCAAACAGAGCUACGGUAUGAAGAACGAGUUGGAUAUUUUGGUUACCGGUUCCCGGCAGCUGGUGGCCGCCACCUUGGCCUGUGUCCGCCGCAUGAAGGCCGUUCACGAGUGGAAGCCGGAUAGGCGGUAAUAUAAUCGAUGUCCCAUCGCGAUAAUGAAAUUAAGAUAUUUGACUCGACAACCAGGCAGUUUGUUCCACAACUUGUGUUUUUCGACUUAAAUUUCGUCGUGAAGGUUUUUGUUCAUUUGUUUUCUUCCGAAAUACAAUUUACUCGAAAACGUGUCAAGAAGUUGGUUCGUCCUUUUACAAAACGCCCUUUGACCGAAACCUUAACAAGUUUAACGAAUGCACGUGAUGUAAAUAAUGUAUUUCUGAGAUCUAUUAAAGAGGAAUUAUUAAAAUUA
Molecule: messenger RNA, 3140 nt
Organism: Drosophila ananassae
Lineage: Eukaryota; Metazoa; Arthropoda; Insecta; Diptera; Drosophilidae
Gene: Fpgs2
Product: putative folylpolyglutamate synthase
Exons: 1
Coding region: 229-2865 (878 amino acids)
Biological process (GO): tetrahydrofolylpolyglutamate biosynthetic process
Cellular component (GO): cytosol; cytoplasm; mitochondrion
Molecular function (GO): ATP binding; tetrahydrofolylpolyglutamate synthase activity
Source: RefSeq, a predicted model, not a curated record